CUUUUCCUCUCUGUUCUCUCGUUUCAGGACGAGGGCAGGGGAGGGCCAUGGCGCCCCCUUUGGACCCCCUGCGGGGCCUCGUGAGCGAGCUCGUGCGCAUGAAGCGGGAUGCGGGCUCCGAGGACGAGCCCGAGGCCGAGGAGGCGGAGGUCGAAGGGACCCCCGCGGCCGCCGUCAAGGAGACGGUCAAGUCGGCCGCCAAAUCGGUCGGCAACAAGAUCAAGGAGGCCCUCACCACCGCCGCUUCAGCAGCGGCCGGGGAGGGUAAGGAGACCACCGCCGGAUCGGAAGAUGAGACGACAGCAUCGCCCACGAAGGGGGAGGCCGCCGUCAUGGUCAACAAAAUAGCAGAAGAGAUGGGCGUCCCAACGUGGGGGCUCGUAGCCAUCGCCAUCGCUGUCCUGGUCGUUCUUGGAAUCUGCGGGUGCUGCAUAAGGCGCUGUUUCCGGAAGAGGCGAUCCAAAGAUGGGAAGAAGGGGCUGAAAGGAGCCGUGGACUUGAAAUCGGUGCAGUUACUAGGAUCUGCCUACAAAGAGAAGGUGCAACCCGACAUGGAGGAACUGACGGAGAACGCCGACGAAGGGGCCGACGAGGUUGAGAGCAAGCACAGCGAAGUGAAACUUGGCAAGCUUCAGUUCAAGCUGGAGUACGAUUUCAACUCGAACAGCUUAUCGGUAACAGUGAUACAAGCAGAGGAGCUUCCCGCCUUGGACAUGGGUGGCACAUCAGAUCCUUAUGUCAAAGUCUAUCUACUUCCUGAUAAGAAAAAGAAGUUCGAGACGAAAGUUCACCGCAAAACACUGAAUCCCGUUUUCAAUGAAACGUUUAUCUUUAAGCAAGUACCAUACGCUGACGCCAUGAACAAGACCCUAGUCUUCGCUAUUUUCGACUUCGAUCGCUUCUCAAAACAUGACCAGAUUGGAGAAGUCAAGGUGCCUCUCUGCCAAGUGGACCUUGCGCAGACUAUCGAGGAGUGGCGGGAGCUGCAGGGUGUCGAGGGCGAGGGAGGUCAGGACAACAAGCUGGGAGACAUCUGCUUCUCGCUCCGCUACGUACCCACUGCUGGCAAACUCACUGUCGUCAUUCUGGAAGCCAAGAACCUCAAGAAAAUGGACGUGGGUGGACUAUCAGAUCCUUAUGUGAAGAUCGCGCUCAUGCAGAAUGGAAAACGCCUUAAAAAGAAGAAGACGAGUAUCAAGAAAUGUACGCUCAACCCAUACUACAACGAGUCGUUCACCUUCGAAGUUCCAUUUGAACAGAUACAGAAAGUGCAGCUGGUGGUGACCGUCGUGGACUACGAUCGUAUCGGUACCUCUGAACCCAUUGGCAAGGCAGUCCUAGGCUACAAUGCGUCGGGCACAGAGCUUCGCCACUGGACGGACAUGCUUGCAUCUCCUCGCAGACCGAUUGCGCAGUGGCACACGCUCAAGGACCCAGAGGAUGGCGACAAGAAGGACUAAAUAUAAAAUAUAGUGGCUUAAAGCAAAAGCAACUUACGCCAGCCACCGACCGCCCCUAUUUCCUUCCGCUGGGUGUACACGAGCUUUAUUGAUCCGGCUCAGCCUUACACUUCGGCUUUGGGAAACAUCUCGGCCCUCGAAGUGUUUACUUAAAAUCAAGUUCGUGUUUAAGCUUUAAAUCGAGGGCAAUUCUUCAUUACUUCUCAAAAAUUUUUCAUUUCUAAAUUUUGCCAUCAGUCCAUAUUGCGUGUGUACUUCAUUCCAAUGUUAAACGUGUCGUAUUCGAAAUACAUUCUGUCGUAGAUAUUUUACCAUUAUCAGUAUUGUUUGGACAUCUCCAUGAUAUGUCGAGCCAACAAUGAAUUGUUACUGUCCUUUGCUUAAAUGGACUAUUAUCUAUCUCAUUUGACUGUUGAACUGGGAGGAUUAGGAUUGGCUCAGCAAUUGCGGAUGGCCGGAUUCAGAUGUGUAAGCCUUGAAGUACCAUAAAAUUAAUUUGUUAUUGUAAAAAGUAUAAAAUGGGCUGAAUUCACUUUGGCUCUUAAAAUUAUUGACCACUUCACGCACCUUUCACCCAAAAUAGAACUUUGUUUCGUUCUUUGCCACAUUAUGGUCCUCCCUGACAGUGAUGAAAUGUUGUUCAUUGUUUAACAACUUACUGAAUUUAUGGUCAAUCCACCGGAAUCUAUCUUAUUCUGUUCACGAGCAAACAUUCACGUUUGUUAUCAGAGCCAAGAUGAAUUCAGCCCAAAAUUUGACGCACUAAAGCAAAUCUAUAACAUUGUUUAAUUUUGUUGUUGAACUUAAAGAUGUGUUUAUUCCAAAAAGAGCUCCUCUCGUCAUAUAAUUCAUAUCAUAUUUUAAAGAAAUAUUGUGAUUUCUUACUGAGGAGGCACCACGAUCACUUAAUAGAGUAGAUAAACGUAAUAGAACAUCAACGAAUGCUAUUUUUAAGAAAAUGCUUGACAAUAUAGUUAAGGGCGGUCUUUGCUACCCGAUUAGCCGUUGACUGUCUAAUUGUAUUUACCAUACAACCAAUUUCACUCGUUUCAUUCUCGUCAGAGUAACCAGUUAUACUUGUGAUGGUCACGAAUUCACAUUCUUUGUAAAUUACUUCCAGUGAAACUGCCUACUCGUGUAUCUCGUUCAUGCAGGUUUUGGACAGGUUCGCUAUUUGGAUGCGACAAAAAUAGACAAUAGCUUAGAUGUUAGAGAAUGUAAACGGCACUGGAGGUGAGGAGAGUGAGAUGUGUGAUUGUGUGAGAAAGAGCGAGAGUGCAUGAGAGUUCUUGGCAGUUAUUCUUCUUGUAAAGUAUUGACUGUCAGGGAUCAUAAUUCUUCCUCGUAACUAUUAACAAGAGGUUAUCAGCGCCAAUAGAGCGAUGAUGACAAUGUGUAAAUAUAGCUUGAAGAUCAGAUGUACAAUGUACACUCUUUUAAAGAGUGGCUGUUUCGUUGGCACUCCAUAGACUGCUUUUUGACGGUGGCACGAAUACACAUUUUUCGUUUACCCCUUUAUCUGUCAUCUUUUUGCAAACCAGAAGAUGUCUUUUCAAGGGAUAACUUUUAUUGCGAGGUGUACCGCAAUUAUGUACACACUAGCGCAAAUAUUGUGCAUUGUCUCCUCAAAGGCCAAAAAUAUAAAAGAGUCAGCGCGCAGGGUGUGCUCCUUAUUUCUCUUUAACUUUCAAAACUUGUACAAAUACUAUAAUUUGUUAAAAUGUGGCUUUCGUUGAGUUAAAAGUGUUAAUAAUUUACUUAAAACAUGUGUAACUUAAAAUCAUUGUCAUGAAAGCCUUGUGAAUUGUCAGGGAAUGCUCUUUAACGGCAACGAGACUGUCCCGUAGCCUCGUCCUAGCACACGACUUCGUUAUGUAAUGCAGACAUCGCUUAAUGAUACGUUCAUGUUUAUAUUUUUUUGUGGAAUUAUGUCAGAUAUCUAGAUUUAUUCUCAACUACGUUAUGGAAAAGUUUAGCCCCAUGAAAUUAUUUCCUCUUUGUUAAUAACAUUUAAUUAAUGUCCGUGUAGAAUCAAUUGUAUAAGGAGUUAGUUGCACUCUUGAAAUUUAAGUAAAGCAACUGCCGCCGGUACUACAGUACUCAUAAAUACACUUAAAACACUCCAAGUUCUUUUUCUUGUGAAAUGAGAAGGAACUUCCAUUAAAACAGCUAGUCAAAUAAAUUUGGUAUGGCUCUUGACAUUACUGGUUCGUUUAAUUAAACGUAUUUUGCUCUUUUACGACGGCGAAUCCACUUUAAGAAUAAAUGAAAUGUUAUUUCAAGUGGAAAGGGGGUAUGCAUUAGCUCACUGAAAAAUGAAGAGAGGUUUAAACGGUUAAUCCUGAUUUUGUGUCCUCUUCGUGCUAAACGAAACUCCUGCUAUCUGCCAAUAAUUAUCACGCUCGCUGAUCACCUCUGUCCCUUGUAAUGGGCAGAAGAGAACAGAUUGCAAACAAUGUAUGUGUGCUUAGGUUCAUGGUUAAUUUUGUUUUGUUUUGUGAAUCCGCCUUAUAGCAAAUUUUCUUUAUCUUUUUCUGAUUAACUCAAGAUUAUAUUGUAUAUAAUAUAGAUAUAUGCAUGAAUUGUAUAAAAAAUUAAUGGUGAACAUAUUAGACUAGAUAUGUAAGUGGGUGACAACUAGCGUGUGACGUUGUGUUUGUUGGUAAAUCACAAAAGGCAUUAGAGUUCUGCAUAAUCUUAUUGGUUUAAAAUAAUUUUUGUUAUUUGGAGAUCAAUACUAUUAUUCUUGAAGUAGAUUUGUGAUUGAAAAUGUGAACACGUUACAGGAAUAAACUGACUCCAUACUUGUA
Messenger RNA from Frankliniella occidentalis (western flower thrips), 4270 nucleotides. RefSeq names its product synaptotagmin 1. The record is from RefSeq and is a predicted model, not a curated record. Gene Ontology annotation, biological process: regulation of dopamine secretion; synaptic vesicle endocytosis; regulation of calcium ion-dependent exocytosis. Lineage: Eukaryota; Metazoa; Arthropoda; Insecta; Thysanoptera; Thripidae. The transcript is spliced from 10 exons. Gene Ontology annotation, cellular component: axon; synaptic vesicle membrane; dense core granule. The coding region runs from base 48 to 1460 and encodes 470 amino acids. Gene Ontology annotation, molecular function: calcium-dependent phospholipid binding; phosphatidylserine binding; syntaxin binding.